AGUGGUCCCAGUGCCAGAUCUUGUCACAAGAUGUGCAUUGACAUUCAGCGGCGGCAGAUCUACACGCUGGGACGCUAUCUGGAUUCCUCCGUGAGGAACAGCAAGUCUCUGAAAAGCGACUUCUAUCGCUACGACAUUGACACAAACACGUGGAUGUUACUGAGCGAAGACACGGCGGCGGAUGGAGGUCCAAAGCUGGUGUUUGAUCAUCAGAUGUGUAUGGAUUCUGAAAAACACAUGAUCUACACCUUUGGAGGCAGAAUUCUGACCUGCAAUGGCAGCGUUGAUGACAGCAGAGCCAGCGAGCCGCAGUUCAGUGGAUUGUUUGCUUUCGACUGCCAGUGUCAGACAUGGAAACUUUUGAGAGAGGAUUCCUGUAAUGCUGGACCUGAGGAUAUCCAGUCCCGAAUAGGGCACUGUAUGUUGUUCCAUUCUAAAAAUCGCUGCUUAUAUGUAUUUGGUGGCCAGAGAUCGAAGACUUACUUGAAUGACUUCUUCAGUUAUGAUGUAGACAGCGAUCACGUGGAUAUCAUAUCAGACGGCACUAAGAAAGAUUCAGGGAUGGUUCCAAUGACAGGUUUCACUCAAAGGGCUACCAUUGAUCCAGAACUGAAUGAAAUCCAUGUCUUGUCAGGGCUCAGUAAAGACAAGGAGAAGCGGGAAGAGAAUGUAAGGAAUUCCUUCUGGAUUUAUGACAUUGUGAGGAACAGCUGGUCUUGUGUCUAUAAGAACGACCAAGCAGCAAAAGAGAAUCCAGGUAAAAGCCUUCAAGAAGAGGAGCCCUGCCCAAGAUUUGCCCAUCAACUGGUGUACGAUGAGUUGCACAAGGUUCAUUACUUAUUUGGAGGGAAUCCUGGUAAGUCCUGCUCUCCGAAGAUGAGAUUAGAUGAUUUCUGGUCUCUGAAGCUUUGUCGACCUUCAAAGGAAUAUCUGCUAAGACACUGCAAAUACCUCAUAAGAAAGCACAGGUUUGAAGAAAAAGCUCAGACUGACCCUCUUAGUGCACUGAAGUACCUGCAGAAUGACUUGUAUGUAACUGUGGAUCACUCAGACCCCGAGGAGACAAAAGAGUUUCAGCUUCUCGCCUCAGCAUUAUUUAAGUCUGGCUCGGAUUUCACCACUCUUGGAUUUUCAGAUGUUGACCACACGUACGCGCAGAGAACUCAGCUGUUUGAUACGCUAGUCAACUUCUUUCCAGACAACAUGACCCCUCCUAAAGGCAACCUGGUGGACCUCAUCACGCUGUAAACGGAGCAAUCACUGGACAUGUGGAAGAGGGGAAAAGCAUCCAUUUUCAGUAUUUUAAUUUUUUUACUGCGUUGAUUGACUGCUGGGAUGAAGUAAUAUAGCAACCCCGAGGUGUUUGAAAGGGGUUUUAUACUUGUAUGGUGAAUCCCUGAAGCUUUUCCCUUGGAGUAGGUUAAUAAAAUGUAACUGACGUACUUCCGA
Molecule: messenger RNA, 1449 nt
Organism: Leptosomus discolor (cuckoo roller)
Lineage: Eukaryota; Metazoa; Chordata; Aves; Leptosomiformes; Leptosomidae
Source: RefSeq, a predicted model, not a curated record